Messenger RNA from Penicillium manginii, 684 nucleotides. Its product is annotated as LysM peptidoglycan-binding domain-containing protein. The transcript has 2 exons. The coding region runs from base 1 to 684 and encodes 227 amino acids. NCBI's taxonomy places the organism in Eukaryota, Fungi, Ascomycota, Eurotiomycetes, Eurotiales, Aspergillaceae. The record is from RefSeq and is a predicted model, not a curated record.
AUGCGCCUGACUACUACCGUUUUUAACGCCCUUCUGGGGGCUUAUUUCGCAUCUGCGAACGAAGUUCGAACCCACUGCAAUCAUAAACCCCUCAACACCACAAGUUUCAACUAUUUCACCGAUGUAGCGAAUCAGACUGUUCAUGAAAUUGCUGUAAAGUUUAACAGAGGUGUAUGUGACAUUGGUCGUGCCAAUUUGAUGGUCGACGUAUCAGUUGUGCCCAACGUUGGACAGACUCUUAUUAUUCCUGGUCAAGUUUGUCAUCCUGAUUGGACCUCCUGCAUCAUUGAUGGACCAGGAAAAAACGAUUGUUUGGUGGGUGGACCGCGUCUAUACUACACCGUGAACGGGGAUACUUUGUGGAAGAUUGCCGGACGCCUCAACAUGACUCUCGACUCUAUCCAAUCUGGAACUCAGUAUGAGGCCAAUGAGACCAUGGCUGCGGGCCAGUUUGUCAAGAUCCCUUUGUGCUAUCCUAGUGCAUGCGAGAUUGAGCCUUAUACUUUCUCCAGGGGUGUCUAUAAGGACCUUGCAGACAAGUACGGCUCGACUGUGGGCCAGAUUCAAAUGCUGAGUCCGACAUACAACUACAGCUCCAGUGCCAGCGAAGGUGGCGCUGGUCCUUCUAUUGAUAUUGCCAAAAACUGCCGUUUGCUGUCAUCCAACUAUACAAUCCUUGAAUAA